Molecule: messenger RNA, 1564 nt
Organism: Frankliniella occidentalis (western flower thrips)
Lineage: Eukaryota; Metazoa; Arthropoda; Insecta; Thysanoptera; Thripidae
Exons: 3
Coding region: 440-1303 (287 amino acids)
Source: RefSeq, a predicted model, not a curated record
GUAAAUAAAGAGGCAGCAAGACAAGUGCGAGCUGGCAAGGAGUCCUCGAGGGAUUGGCACAACACUUUCAGUCAUCUGAUUGAAACAAGCCAUUGGCGGACUUUGUUUUGACUGGCUUGAUGUUUUUGGGAACCGAGUCGAGCGUCAACCGUCACCUCAUAGACUUCUCAAGCAUAGACUCAUAGCAGCAAAGCACACGACCGAGAUCACAAAUAGCGCCCCAAUAUAUAGCGGUGGAUCAAGCAAACGUCCGCGAGUGGUUGCUCGGCAGUUGAGUGGGCCACGUUAUUACUUCCGUGUUCCGUGCCCUCGUGGCCUGCGAGGUUAAAUCGCGCUUGUUGCAACCGUUGCAACAUUGCCUGCGACAAUCUCACUGGGUGAAAUGUUUGGUUGCUUGUAGUGUUUGACCCCGUCAAGCUCUUUCUCUUCUACGACGACGAUGCCCUCUCCUAGGAAAGGUGGCACCACACCAGUACGUCGGAGGCGUAAAGCGAGGGCAGGCCCCCGCACCCCACCCGCCCCUGCCCCACCAUUCGACGGGCACCUGCUGAGGCCCGGGCGCCGCUUCUCCGCGGGCUCCGUGGAGUCCGACUCGUCCUGGACGGACACGACCGACACCUCACUGGUCACCACCACCGACAGCCGCUCCUCGCGCAGCCCAGGGUCCUGUUCCAGCUCGUCGUCGACCUCGUCGUCGACGAGCUCCUGGACGACCGUCUCCAUAGCCACCUCGACGAGCUCCUGCAGCUCGUCGGACGACAGCAGCACGUCGUCGCCGGGCUCCGGCUCGGACGGCGACGACAGUGGCAGCGAGGACGACGACGAUGAAGAUGAAGUGAGAUGCGGGCGCCGGGCGCGGCUGGGGCCCGGGCUUGGGCCGCGGGCGGCGCGGGAGAAGCGCGGGAGGUCCUGGUCGCGGCGGGGCGCCCGUCAGCGAGGGGGCUCAGUGCUGUGCCGGUACUGCGGCCGGAGAGGCUACGGCGUCAUGAAGAUGGUGCUAUCGUGCUGCCACAAGAACCCCAUGGACGAGUCGGCAGAGGGGCCCCAGGGUGGAACUCCCGAGGCCCCCCGCAGCCCUGCACUGCUCGCGCCCCGGGGGGAGCAGGCCGCCCCCGCCCCGGCGGACUGUCCCUCGCCGAGGUACAACUGGUCGCCCUGCUCGUCCGACUCCUCGUCGUCCACCCUGUCUGAGGAAGGGUCCGUGUCGUCAGGGGACGACGCCGACGUGGAGGAAGUGCCCCUCCUUCUGGCCCGGAUUCACCUGCCCUUGGUGUGUCGCGGCGGGCAUGUUGCGGUCAGCUGAGAAUUUGGUUUAAUUUUAAGAUAUGCCUCCAAGUAGGUUUCUAGUCUAAUUAUUAGAUUAAAAGAUGGAGAUAAAACAUGUUAUACUUUGUUUAGCCUUUGGCUAGCAUAUUGAGAGAUAGUAUCUUAUGCCUUGAGAGUGAACAAGGUCAUUGAAAUAAUUUUAACUUACACAAAUUUUUAUGAUUAAAAGUUAAUUUUUUUACUAUAAAUUUUUGUAUUGAAAAUCCUUAUUUCAGUAAUAAAGAAACAAUGAAAUUUA